AUGGACACAUCUGCAACACCCUGCAAAACAACAAACCAGUCCUGGACUCCCACCUACCCAGACGAUUUUACUCCCGACGAGUCCCUGCGCCCCUCUCUGGCUCUCAGCCCUGGUCUUUACGUCCCUCUGUAUUCGGACUGGAACUCUGCCCUUGCCACAUGGGGAUUUGCAUGGGAAGCUCACAUCUAUGGCCUAGGGUCUGUCUUCACUGUGUUCAGCCUAAUCUCUGUGGUCUGUCUGUUAGGCCUUCCCUUGCGGUGUCCACCAGGAAUCCCCUACUUCACCCUCUUGCACUUGUUCCUCCUAGCAUUUGCAGGGAUCCAAGCUUUCUGUUUGCUCUAUGAUGCUUAUAGUCACCAAGACCGUCUCCCCCCUCUGGGCUCUCUGAUGCUCUCUGAGUUACCCUUUCCCUGUUUGAUCUCAGCCUUCUCCCUGGCCUUCCUCCUUCUUUCAUUGCGCUCACGCAUGCGUCUUUCACUCCCACUUGCUAUUUCCACCUCAUUUUCAGCCUUGCCCAAACCUCGCCUGUUACUGUGUGUGUCCCUGUUGCAUUUUGGAGUCUCUUUAGGGUGUGUUGGCCUGCUCCAGCUCUUCCACAGCCUCCCCACCAUGAUCCUGAUCUCUCCUCAUGGUCUGUUUGUGUGUCUAACCAUCUUUCUCUCAUGCUCCUACCUCAUCUUCUAUUGCUUGAUAAGAGUCGACACAAAACACAUCUACAGGCUGAAUGACAAUGGAGAGACUGGAGGAUCUCCUGAAGUGAUGCGACCUGCAAAUUGCCCCUUUGCCAAAGUGGAAGACUGGCACAGGGCAGCAGGAGCUGGAGUAGGAGCUUCGUUGUGUUUGUUAGGGUGUGGGGGUCUACAGCUUUAUGGGAUCCUGCAUGCCCUUGGUUUAGGUGGUGUUGAUGGAUAUGGGUUCCAGCCCUGGUCCUGGUGGGGCUACCAAGUAGGCUGCAGACUCUGCGAGAUUGGGGUGUGUCUAGGUUUGUCUCUCAUCGGCACACACCCUCUAUUCUGUCACAACAACUCCUCGAUCAAGACCAUAACUCACCCUCGGCCAGGAUCUUGGUCCCGCCUGUCCUGCAGCUCCCCUUCACGAGGGCUAACCCUUCCCUCUCAUGGAGGCGCAAACUCUCCUGUUCUCUCUACACUUGAUUCCUGGUCCCAAGGUAAGCAGGAAAAGCUGGUGGUCUGUGAUGUCAUCAGUAAGGGACAGUCAGAGGCUCUUCCUCUUUGUUCAAUUGUGGAUCCUCCUGGAAAUGGGCUAGAUUGUCUCCCAAAAUCCAGCCAAACACGGACUACUAUACUACCUCUACCUACACCCCCAAGCCCACCUCAUAAGCCUAAAAAUGCAGUUGAGUCUGAGCUAUCGUCACUGGAUAGCUUAGGUCUAGAGACUGACUCUACUGUGGACCUGCGGCCCCCAUCUCCCAUAGACUUGUCUCGCAGUAUUGACCAGGCUCUGUUCAGUGAGUCCCUGUUCUCGCACAGUAUUUUUGGUUUGCCAAGGCUGUUCCAUGCUUCUUCAAGCCAUUCCUUGAGUUCUCCUAGCCAAGGUACAUCAAAGCAAGGUCCCAGUUCUGUGGAAAAUGCUUUAUUCCGAACAUCUUCCUGUGGAGACAUGGAUCAAGAGAAAGCCCUGCCUAGUUCUAGAUCUUCCCAGCCACAGCCAGGCUCUUUGACAUCUCACAGCAAGACACCAGAGCAAUGGGACUGGAAAGAUAGUGUUUCUGGAUCAACCCAGGGUCUGUGCAGCAAUCCUAAGGUGACAGGAAAGCUGCGCUCACAUUCCUGGGCAAACAGAGGGCAAAGCUUUGCUCAGCACAGUCUUCCACGAGCAAUUCCCCACCUGUCUUACCACAGGCGUUACCGAACCCUGAGCUUGGCCUCCCAGGACAUCCAGGGUUCUGGCCGACUGGCAGGGACUAAACACCUGAGUGAAAGCAAACAGCUGGAAUGGGAUCUGGCUGUACAGGCAGAGUUUGUCAACGUGUGCAGACAAAUUGAUGCUCUGAGUGUUUGCAGUGACACCAUUGAAUUGUAG
Messenger RNA from Seriola dumerili (greater amberjack), 2043 nucleotides. RefSeq names its product proline-rich transmembrane protein 4-like (gene prrt4a). The coding region runs from base 1 to 2043 and encodes 680 amino acids. The record is from RefSeq and is a predicted model, not a curated record. Lineage: Eukaryota; Metazoa; Chordata; Actinopteri; Carangiformes; Carangidae. The transcript has a single exon.